AUGGAUGCACUUCGGCCAGUCGCAAGCUUGCUUGCCUGCUCUUCCACCUCUCCGGCCGCCCCUAGAAAAAUCUCACCAUUCGAGAAGCCCAGUGCCAUGGUCAAGAAGGUCCGUGCGGAGUUGCAGCUCGAGGGACAGGGCACCAUGGUCCUGACACCGGCAGAUGUUGGCCUGUUGCCUCUUGGCGUUUCCAACCCCACUAGUGGAGGGGGAGACCGGCAGUGUGUUUCGUCGAUGGGAGUUCAUCGCUGCCGUCGCGCCAUGACAAGCUUCGGUACUCAGAAUUAUAUAUAUAGGACCAUGUUUGGCUUCUACACCACAGAUGGAGGACAUUCGUUUAUCCUGUCUGUAGUGUUUUUGGGAGCCCCAUCUCCAGUCAUCUGGUCUGCCAACCCCGAUAAUCCAGUAACCCGCAACGCCAUCUUGAAUUUCACCAGUGAAGGAGACUUGCUCCUACAUGAAGCUGAUGGCGCAAUAAUAUGGACCACAGAUACAAACAGCUUGUCAGUUGCAGGCAUGAGACUGGAUGAUUUAGGAAACCUUGUGCUCUUCGAUCAGAAUAACACCACUGUGUGGCAGUCCUUGGACCACCCAACUGACACUUUGGUCUUGGGGCAAUCACUUUGCAGGGGAAAUAACCUCAGUGCAAAAACCUCAAGCACAAAAUGGCCAGGUUCAAGGGUUUAUCUUUCUGCAGAGUUGGAUGGGUUGCAGUACUCUUUCAAACCAGCAGCCUACACACAGUUAUUCCAAGCUACUACAACAUCAACCAACGCAACACAAACUUGUUAUGCAUUUGUCAAUGGCAGCUCUGGGUUCCCAUAUAAGAUCUUCUCAAUACCGUUAGCAGGAUCAGUGCAGUUGAUGAGGUUAGAGUCCGAUGGGCAUUUGAGGGUUUAUGAGAUGGGGAUAUCUUACCCAGAUGGGUUUGAUGUACUAAGCAAUUUCAUGAACUUUUGCGACUACCCAUUGGCCUGUGGUGACUUUGGUGUUUGCAGUAAUGGACAAUGUUCUUGUCCUAGUUCCAACUAUUUUAGGCUCCAAAAUGAACGGCAUCCAGAUGCUGGGUGCAUACCCUUAGAAAGCAUCUCCUGCGACGAUAUGCAUGACCACAAGCUGAUACCACUCAACAAUGUCUCUUACUUCAGUUACACCACGUUCCAGUCAUUAGCCACUCGAGUCAGCUCUGAAGGUUUUUCCAUUACAUCAAUUUUUGUUUAUGCUGUCAUAUGGAAAAAAUGCAAGAAAGACGAGGAACCCCUGUUUGAUGGCAUACCAGGGAUACCAAAGCGUUUCUCCUUUCAUGAGUUGAAGGCCGCUACCAGCAACUUCUCUAUGAAGCUUGGAGCUGGUGGUUUUGGGUCGGUUUUCAAAGGCACAAUAGGCAAGGAAACCAUUGCUGUGAAGCGCUUAGAGGGUGUCAAUCAAGGAAUGGAAGAGUUCUUAGCAGAGGUCAAGACAAUUGGCAGAAUCCAUCAGCUGAACCUAGUCAGGUUGGUAGGAUUCUGUGCUGAGAAAUCACAUAGGCUCCUUGUCUAUGAGUACUUGUCCAAUGGCUCAUUGGAUAAUUGGAUCUUUCACACGAGUUUAGUUUUCACUCUUUCUUGGAAAACCAGACGUAAUGUCAUGUUGGCCAUUGCUAGGGGUUUGUCUUACCUCCAUGAAGAAUGUGAAGAAAAGAUUGCUCAUUUACAUAUCAAGCCACAGAAUAUUCUCCUGGAUAACAAAUUCAAUGCAAAGCUCUCAGAUUUCGGACUCUCGAAAAUUAUCAACAGGGACCAGAGCAAAGUUAUGACUCGAAUGCGAGGAACCCGUGGAUAUCUAGCACCUGAGUGGCUGGGAUCAACAAUCACUGAAAAAGCAGACAUCUACAGUUUUGGGAUCGUGAUGAUCGAGAAAAUCUGUGGUCGCCAAAACCUGGAUGAAUCCCAGCCAGAGCAGAGCAUCCACUUGAUAAGUCUGCUCCAGGAAAAGGCAAAGUCUGGCCAGCUAUUUGAUUUGGUGGACAGUAGCAGCGAUGACAUGAAAUCCAAUGUCGAGGAGAUCAUGCAAACGAUGAAGCUUGCAUUGUGGUGCUUGCAGGUUGAUAGCAGCAGAAGGCCCUUGAUGUCAACAGUUGCCAAGGUGCUGGAAGGAGCGGUGAGCAUGGAGGCCACACCUGACUGCAUUUUUGUCCCCAGUUUUGCAUCAAUUAAUACUGAUGUGGCAGGAUCAAUUUCCUCCUAUGUAUCAUCUGAGUCGCAAUUAUCAGGGCCUAGGUGA
Miscanthus lutarioriparius is the source of this 2262-nucleotide messenger RNA. Lineage: Eukaryota; Viridiplantae; Streptophyta; Magnoliopsida; Poales; Poaceae. The record is from the annotation of a GenBank genome assembly.